This is a messenger RNA of Emiliania huxleyi CCMP1516, 877 nucleotides long. RefSeq lists its product as hypothetical. The record is from RefSeq and is a predicted model, not a curated record. The annotation marks the transcript as partial. The transcript has 4 exons. Lineage: Eukaryota; Haptophyta; Isochrysidales; Noelaerhabdaceae.
CUCAAGAGCACGGCCAUCAGAAGAUUCCUCCGAUGAUGUACCGCGUCCUCCUCGCGCUCCUCGCCGGCAAGGCGGCGGGAUUCUCCUCGAUGCCCGACCCCGGCUGCACGGCGCUGGGCCCCCAGACGGAUGCUUUCCCCGGCAUCGGUGUGCAUUUUUCGCCCGCCGGCCAAGAAUCGUGGGCCGGAAAUUUCGGACCAGACACGCCUUGCGGCCCCUACUGCACCGCCGAGUUCACCAUGAACACCAUCACCACCGCCGCGCCUGGAAGUGGCGUCACCGACGUAGACCUCUUCAUGUCGCUCGCUCACAACCCCGUCCUCGCAGCCAUCGCCGAAGCCUUCAAUCUCACUGCCGGCAUCACCUACACUACCGGUUGCGCGAGUGGACCAGGGGACGGACCAGCAGGCGGCUUCCCGGGGGCGCUUUGCGGCGGCGUCGGCGCCGACCGCUACGGCUGGUGGAGCGAGAUUUGCCGCGAGGCGGUGGGCUGUGCGGCUUGCCACGAGUGCUUCUUCCCGGAUGGCUACCCGUCGGAGUGCAUGCAGACCCGCGGCGGCGAUCCGUACACGAAUUUCACGCCGCGCGCAAUCUUUGACUACAUGCCCACGUUGGAAGCCUCCGAGGCCUGGAUUGACCAAACCGGCUUUGGGGCCUGCAGUGAGGCUUGCGCCGAGCGACCGGGCGAGAUGAUCACCGUCUACGGACCAGGCCCCUGCCCUGAGGGAGUCUCGCCCUACCUCUGCUACUCCGAGAACCCGUGGAUUGGGGCCUCGUUCCCCAACACGACCUCGUUCCCCACUGAGAUCCUCGCGUGCUCCGACGAUUACGCGGGCGCCAUCCUCGGCUGGGGCGACGGCAACAUCGAUCACUACGG